CAGAAGAAGACGCUGUAAACAUGGUUAGCUUUUAGCUCACGUUUAGCUCAUUCUUUCAGCUUUAUUUCAGACUUAAAAUCAAACAGGACGCGUUUGACUGAAAGGCAGUAAUGGCCUCGCCCCCCACCAUCUCCACCCUGCGCCUCCUCCUCCCCCCACUCCGCCUGCUGACAGCCGCCAUGUGGCAGGUUGCCCAGCAACAGAGUGUGCAGCAUUAUGGGAUGCUGGAGGACUUUGUCUCCGUGGUGACCGAGGCAGUCCCUCAGCUGCUGACGGACAGGCAGAGGAGGCUGCUGCUGCUGGCGCUCAGAGCUAAGGUGACCCUCAGCAACCCCCAGACCCACCUGGACAAACUCUGCUCCGAGGACACGGCGGAUGAAGACACGUCCUGUCUGCUGUCUCUGCGGAGUCCUGACAACAGACAGCUCCUCCUGCAGGAAGUGUUCGACCACAGCUUCGACUCCGCCCUCCAGGAGCUCAUCUCCGACUUCCUGUCCCGGACGGAGCAGCUGUUUCCUGUGCCCGACUUCAAACAGGCAGCCUGCUGGCUCGCUGCUGCCCCCAGGGGUCUGGAGGAGGGCCUGCAGGAGGCGGAGCACCUGAGGGAACUGCUGACCCAUCAUAGCUGUCGGCUGGGGAAAGCCACCACCACAGUGAGUCAGGACACGGAGAACGUGCUCCUCACAGCGUGGUCCCACCCCCUCCUCAACAAACCAACCAAUCAGGAGCCUCUUCCAGCUGACAUCCAAUCAGAAGCUCACCCAGAUGUCCUUUCGGAUCCUGUCCCUGAUGUCCAAUCAGAAGCUGUCCCUGACGUCCAAUCAGAGCCGGUGUCUGAGGAGCAGCAGGUGAAGGUGGAGGUGGUUGUGCUGACGGAGGAUCAGGAGGAGACUGUGAUUGGUCACGGCGAGGAGCAGGAAGCGUCCAAUGAGAGCUCAGCAGGUGGAGGGGACACAUGGGACGUCACACCUGUGAUUGUCGAGGUGCACAGGCUGAAGGACUCACCUGGAGACUGUGCCGGUCAAUCAGAGGACAGAGCUGGCCAAUCAGACCAGAGCUCUGAGGCCCCGGCUAACAGUGGUUACAGAGUGUCCCGCGCUCAGAGGGUCGCACACAGGUGUCCUCAGUGUGGGAAGUGCUUCAUCUACAGGUCCCAGGUGAUCCGUCACCUGAGCACCAACAAGUCGUGCGGCGCUGCGCUGUCGACAAUGCAGGCCCCGCCCCCCGCAGCAGAGCCCCUCCCCCCAGGCCCCCCCCCUGCCCGCUCUCACUCCUGCUUCCAGUGCAGCGCCUCCUUCAGGACGCAGGCGGAGCUACGCAGCCACCAGAGCAGCCACCGCGCCCGCCCGCUGUUCUCCUGCUCGUCCUGCCCGCAGAGCUUCAGCCACCUGUCCAGCCUCACCGCACACACACUCACACACACGCAGCGGGGGGGUCACUUCAGCUGCCCCACUUGCAGCCGAGGGUUCCCCACCGCCCGGCAGUGUGACACCCACCGGCUGCAGCACCACCCCCCCACCCUCACCUGCUCCGUCUGCCAGCAGGGCUUCAGCUCCCAGACCCGCCUCCUGAGGCACCAGCAGACCCACUCAGCCGAGGGGGCGGAGCUCCAGUUCAGCUGCCGCUUCUGCGAGCUCACCUUCCCAGGUGUGACCCAGCUGCGAAUCCACCAGCGCUCCCACACGUCCCGCCCCUUCCCCUGCGACCUGUGCAGUAAGGCGUUCGGCACCGCGGCCGGGCUGCAGUCUCACCGGGCCGGGCACGGGGCGGAGCGGCGCUUCCUGUGCCCUCAGUGCGGGAAGCGCUUCAAGACACGGGACGGGCUGGAGGGUCACCUGAGGACUCACAGCGGGGAAAGACCCUUCCGCUGCCCCUACUGCCCCAAGGACUUCACAGCGCUCGCUGGCCUCAACGUGCACGUGCGCCGCCACACUGGGGAGCGCCCGUACGUGUGCACGGUGUGCGGGAAGGGCUGGCCGUCCGGAGGAGACCUACAGAAGCACAUGAGGAUGCACACGGGCGAGCGGCCUUACCGCUGCCAGGAGUGCGGGAAGGGCUUCUCCAUCUCCUGUCACCUGACGGAGCACCGGCGCAUCCACACAGGUGAGCGUCCCUUCUCGUGUCCUCAAUGCGGGAAGUGUCUGCGCAGGAAGUUCGACCUGCAGAAGCACCUGCUGUCCCACAGCAACGUCAGACCCUACGCCUGCUCCACCUGCAGCAAGAGCUACACCAGGAAGACACACCUGAACAGACACCUGCUCACACACACCUGAACAGACACCUGCUCACACACACCUGAACAGACACCUGCUCACACACACCUGAACAGACACCUGCUCACACACACCUGAACAGACACCUGCUCACACACACCUGAACACACACCUGCUCACACACACCUGAACAGACACCUGCUCACACACACCUGAACAGACACCUGCUCACACACACCUCAACAGACACCUGCUCACACACACCUCAACAGACACCUGCUC
This is a messenger RNA of Eleginops maclovinus (Patagonian blennie), 2495 nucleotides long. Its product is annotated as zinc finger protein ZFMSA12A-like. Lineage: Eukaryota; Metazoa; Chordata; Actinopteri; Perciformes; Eleginopidae. The transcript is spliced from 12 exons. Gene Ontology annotation, molecular function: RNA polymerase II transcription regulatory region sequence-specific DNA binding; DNA-binding transcription factor activity, RNA polymerase II-specific. Gene Ontology annotation, cellular component: nucleus. Gene Ontology annotation, biological process: regulation of transcription by RNA polymerase II. The coding region runs from base 111 to 2273 and encodes 720 amino acids. The record is from RefSeq and is a predicted model, not a curated record.